CAGCCUGAAAUUUAUAUCACUUCUAAGAAGCAAGAUACCCAGCACAAAAAUAGAACAGAAAGAGCCCUUUGAAAGGGCCUCCCCUCACGUUCAGACUGUUGGUCUCCCAGGGUCCCAAAGGAUGUACUCUGCAUUGCCAAUUCAAGGUCGCCUCCAUUGGGAAGAGAUAGUCAUCCUUCCCUCCCUCAUAAACAGUCUGGACAAGGCAUUUCUGCCACCUUCAUCUCAUAAAAGCCCCAGCUAGCCGAAGGCUUGCUCACAACCGGCCCAAGAUGAAGGGUUCACCUCUGGGUUUUCUCCUGCUCCUGCCAGUGACGUUUGCUAUGCUGAGAGCAGAGCCCCCCAAGGAGGGGCAAUCAGAUGCCGAUGCCAGACUACUACCGACUCUGCCCAAGAGCCUGGUGGCCCAGGACCAGAGCAGGGAGAGGUCGGAGAAGCCGCCAGGGCUUCCUGACCCAGAUGGGGCCAGUCCUCGUGAUGGAGCGUCAUCCCCAAGGAGCCGAAAGACCCCUGGGAGUGAAGUCCACCUUCCUUGGCCCUUGUUUGCCCAGGAUGGUGGCACCUCAGAUCUAUGGACUGGGCCUAAGCUCCACCCUUGGCCCUUGGGAGGCCUGAGAGACCCGGUGUGCUGGGUAAAAGUAGGCAGGGGGGGAGAAGGGGAUACAGACCCCCUCCAGGUGGUGGGGGCUCUGAGUGGCUACGAGAGGGGCUUUGUGGAAGCGCUGAGGCAGGUCCGCCGGGACAGGUGGGAGCUGGCCGCCUUCGGGAUCUGCCCUUCGGGGGGCACAGGCGUAGCUCACCUCGCUCUGCAGCAUUUGGGGGAGCGGCUGGUGGAGCCGGGCGGUUGGCGCCUUGUGGUUCUCCACCUGGAAGAAGUGAGGUGGGAGCCGGAGCUGAGCCUGCGGUUCCAGGCGCCCCCACCAUCGCUUCGAAGAGCAGGCACCCCAGAGCUGGCUCUGCUGGUGUUGUAUCCUGGGCCUGGGAGAGGCGGAGUCCAGCCUGGGCAGGAGUUCCAGGUCACUGGAGCAGGACUACAACCUCAGCAGAGCCUCUGUCUCUCCUUGGACACCCGGUACCUGGUCCUGGCGGUGGACGGGACGGCUCGUGAUGGGCUCUCCCUGGCUUUGCAGCCCCGGGGUAGAGCUGGCCCCCCUCUGGCCACCCCAGAGCUCCAGGCCCUGCUCUUUGGUCUGGAUCACAAGUGCUUCACGAGGAUGACUCCGGUCCUGCUCUUGCUGCAGGGGCACAGCUUGGGGGCUAAGCCCAACCCAAGACCUCUCCCAGUGGAGGGCCGGCUAGAUAUGGCACCGUACCCUCUGCCCAGGCCAUCCUCCCAGUCACCUUUCACAGCAGCCUCUCCAAGUUCCACAGACCCAUUCCUGGAGACCCUGACCCGCCUGGUCCGAGGGGUCCUGGGGCCUCCCUCUGGCCCACGCUCACUGCGUCUGGCCCUGGAUCCUGAGGCCCUGGAGGCCCUCCCACACUGGGUUUUCAACCUCUCAGACCCUGCCACCCUGGAGCGGUUGGUGGAGUCAGAGGAUCCCAUGUUGCUGCUGUUUCCAGCAGGAAGCCCAGCCCUGCUGGAAGGCCUGGAAGGACAGUGGCAGGCCCAGGAGGGUCCGGCCCAGCACUUGGCAGGCAAGCUGUGGGCUGUGGCGAAGGAGCUGCUAGGCCUGCCUGCCCUGCAACCCCACGCCGAGCUCCUGCACCAGCUCCUGGCCCUCUGCCCAGCCCCAACCAACAGCAGCAGCAGCGACCAGGCCGAGGGCAAGGCCCCGGCCAGCCAGCUCCGGGCCCUGCUGCUGCUGAAGGCCCUGCAGAGCCUGAAGGCUGAGUGGCGAGAGCGAAAGAAGGCCUCCCGGGCCCUCCGGAGUGCUAGGCUCGGAGGGGACGGUCCAUGCCGGCUUCAGGAGCUGAGUGUGGACCUACGGGCCGAGCGAUCUGUCCUCAUCCCCGAGACUUACAUGGCCAACAACUGCCAGGGCCCCUGCCACUGGCCCCAGUCUGACCGAAGCCCCAACUACAACAACCACGUGGUGCUGCUGCUGAAGAUGCAGGAGAGGGGGGAGCCUCUGGGCCGCUCUCCCUGCUGUGUGCCCACUGCCUAUGCCGGCAAGACUCUCAUCAGUCUCUCCGAAGAGGGCCUCAGCGCCCGCCUCAUGCCCAACAUGGUAGCUACAGAGUGUGGCUGCCGGUAGGCUCAGCGGGCCCGUUACCCUCCCCCGUGUCCUCCCGAGCACCAGUCAAGCCCCGGCAGCCUGGCAUCAAUGCGUCCGCAUCAUCGGCCCGUCCCAACCUAGCUCUGGCCAGGGCCCUUGGCCUCCCUGCCCCCACUGCCUGACAGGAACCUUUCUCUGGAUUCACCACUGUCACAGUCUAACCCGAUCCCCACAGUAUCCCCAAAGAUGGGGAGGUUCCCAGCAUCGUCUCAGCAGCCACUGGUUCCCCAACAGCCCUCUCCAGCCCCCAUGUUGGGGCUCAGGCCCUGCCUGCCCUCUCCCCUCUCCCACCUCCUUCCCUUCCCUCACACAUCUCCCCACCCUCACUGAGCCAGUGCUCAGAGUAGGCCCUGGGCAGGGAGGUGGAGUUGUAGCCAUUCGGAUCUUUCCCAUGGGCAUGGAUUGGGCAUGAGGGCAGCCCAGGGCACCAGUGUCAGUGGAGAGGGGUGGGAUUGGGCACAGAGCUGGUCAGGGCAGCUCCCAAGCAGGAUCUUUGUGCUCGGGAAGCAUCCAGCCCAGCCUGGCACAAGGAGAGGCGUGGUGACUGAGAAGCCCAAAGCCCUGCCUCAUAUUUAUUCUGACCAACCAAAACAUUGUCCAGUAAAGUACAGAAUUUGGCUGAGGCUGCGGCCACUCAAGAGGUAGGAGAGGAGGGGGCGGCUGAGCUCUGGCGGGCAAAGCCAACAGCGUGGACUUGCUGUCCUCUUACUGCUCUCCCCCCCCCCCCGGCUUGGUGGUCUGGCCAGUGGUGGGGAGAUGACCUGGGUUGAGGGCCAAGGGAAGCAGGAGAGAGAAAAGAGGAGAGGAAAGGAGGAGAGAGAGAGGGAGAGGAGAAGUGGGGAAGG
Molecule: messenger RNA, 3064 nt
Organism: Phascolarctos cinereus (koala)
Lineage: Eukaryota; Metazoa; Chordata; Mammalia; Diprotodontia; Phascolarctidae
Gene: AMH
Product: anti-Mullerian hormone
Biological process (GO): Mullerian duct regression; gonad development
Molecular function (GO): growth factor activity
Source: RefSeq, a predicted model, not a curated record